Hippocampus zosterae (dwarf seahorse) is the source of this 1963-nucleotide messenger RNA. RefSeq names its product leucine rich repeat containing 17 (gene lrrc17). Gene Ontology annotation, cellular component: plasma membrane. The transcript has 5 exons. The record is from RefSeq and is a predicted model, not a curated record. Gene Ontology annotation, molecular function: protein binding. Lineage: Eukaryota; Metazoa; Chordata; Actinopteri; Syngnathiformes; Syngnathidae. Bases 236 to 1555 code for a protein of 439 amino acids.
GAGAGAGAGAGAGAGAGAGUGCAGGAGCAGCCAGUUGUUCUUCACUCCCCUGCUCGAAGUUUCGAGGCAGACGUUCUCGGCUGGGACGCCGCGCUCAUGUCAGGAUUAGGAGCCGGGGACGCGGGACACACCGGCGAUCUGCAGGUCCUAAUUGACCGACCCGAGCCCGACUCGCUCCCUGGUCAGCUGUGACAAACUCAUCACGUCGUCUCCCGAGAUUGACCUGACACCCAACAUGCGUCUCCUCGCCGCCCUGUGUCUCUUGCUGUUCCUGCGGUUCGCCGAGCCCCGCCGAGGCCGGCGGUCCGACGCCGCGGAGCGAGGGAGCGCCGAGUGGGCCCAUACGCGGGGUAGGGGAAGGCGCCAAACUCAGGAAUGCAAGGAGUACUUUGACGCGGGGGAGAAGUACCUGGACUGUCAGGACAGGCAGUUGACCACCGUGAUGGAAGGAUGGCCCAAAGAUAUCCACCACCUGCUGCUGGCCAGGAAUAAAAUCCAGGUUCUGAGGGACAACAUGUUCUCCCAGUUCAGCCAACUAAAGAGCCUGGACCUCCAACAGAAUUCCAUUUCCAUGGUGGAAGACCGAGCAUUUAACGGCCUUUCCAAGCUCAGGACGCUGCUGCUGCAACACAACAGCCUGAAAACGGCCUCCGAUGAGGUCCUGCUCCCCAUGCCCCGCCUUACCUACCUCCGUCUCUACGACAACCCCUGGAGCUGUCACUGCCCGUUGGACAGCUUUCUUAGGACGCUGCAGGUGCCUAGUAACCGCAACCUGGGCAAUUACGCCAAGUGCGCUGAGCCCCUUUCGCUGAGGGGCCAGAAGCUGAAGAAGCUGAACGUGGACUCGUUGUGUGCAGGUGACAACCGGGUGGAUGAGACUCAACCUAAGCCACCCACCAAAAAGAUAGUGGCCACAUCCAUGUGCCAUACCUACAUGUUCCCCAAACCCGUGCUGGACUGCAACUACAAAGGUUUGAGCAACGUCCCGUCCGACCUUCCCUCCGACAUCGUGAAGAUGGAUCUGUCCGGCAACAACAUCAAACAUCUCAGGCCUAAGCAGUUCCUGCAUUCCAAAGACCUCAAGAUGCUCAACCUCAGCAGCACCAGCCUGAACCAAAUAGACUCAGGUGCAUUUGCGGGACUGCUGUACCUCCGCGAGUUGGAUCUGUCCAACAACAGCCUCCACUACUUCCAGUACGCCGUCCUGGAGGACCUCUACUUCCUGCGCAAGCUGUCCUUGAGCAACAACCCGUGGAUCUGCGACUACAACAUCCACUAUUUGAUCUACUGGCUCAAGCUGCACCCCGGCGUUGCCCACACGGGCCUCAUCUGCGCCGAGCCGCGCGAGUUCCGGGGUUGGCGUGUGGUUGACUACGUGAAGACCUACAAUGGGGAGUGUCCCAAGGAUAUACAGACAGGAGGGGUCAACAACGGGGCACAAGGGGGGACGGAGAACGAGGCGCAAGAGCUGGUGGGGGAGACGGAGGAAGGGGUCCAGCUGAGGCCCCUGAAAAACCGGAAGAUGAAAAAGUUUGAGAUCAUCAGGUUGAGUUAAUCUAGAAGUGGAUUAAUAGUUUAUUGUUGGUGUGCACGGGGAUUUAGUAUUGCAUCAUCUUGAAGGUUGACACAGUGAUUUUAUGUGUUGAAAGAAAACACCGGUGUUUUUUUUUGUUCAUUUUUUUCAUUUUGCAAUUUAUGAAAAUAAAAAGCGGAAGUCUUUUAAGGGCAUCUUAUUUUUUUAGAAGGGAUCCUUCGUUGUCACAUUGCUGUGCUUAGUCAACUUUAGUUAACGCAGAGGUUUUCCCCUCAACCGGAUUUUCUUCCCAAAUCAAACACCGCCCCCAGCUGCUCAAAACUAUGAACUACAGGUGCUUUCUCUCUCAAUUACUUUUCCUUUUGUACUGGCGAAUGAAUGAAUGGCACUUUGGAUAAGAUCUUUGCAAAUAAAAAUGUGUCUAUUUUU